Messenger RNA from Conger conger (European conger), 3244 nucleotides. RefSeq names its product Usher syndrome 1C (gene ush1c). The record is from RefSeq and is a predicted model, not a curated record. The coding region runs from base 150 to 1916 and encodes 588 amino acids. Gene Ontology annotation, cellular component: photoreceptor inner segment; cilium; plasma membrane. Gene Ontology annotation, biological process: inner ear morphogenesis; retinal cone cell development; sensory perception of sound. NCBI's taxonomy places the organism in Eukaryota, Metazoa, Chordata, Actinopteri, Anguilliformes, Congridae. The transcript is spliced from 22 exons. Gene Ontology annotation, molecular function: protein binding.
CACCUGGGACCUGCGUAAGUGACAUGCACGCACAAAGGAGGACGACACCUUCGGACGCACUCCGCCCAGCGCUCACGCAUCGCGGUUACACGGUAACUAGGGGAAGGACGCCGGACAACGCAUACGGAGAGGGGGGCCUGCGCUGAAACAUGGAGCGAAAAGUAGCAAGAGAAUUCAGACACAAGGUAGAGCUGCUGAUUGACAAUGAGGCAGAGAAGGAUUACCUGUACGAUGUGUUGCGGAUGUACCACCAGUCCAUGGACCUGCCGGUGCUGGUGGGGGACCUGAAGCUGGUGAUUAACGACCCACCCCGCCUGCCCCUGUUCGACUCCAUCCGCCCCCUCAUCCCGCUCAAGCACCAGGUGGAGUACGACCAGCUCACGCCCAAACGAUCCAGGAAGCUGAAGGAGGUCCGUCUGGACCGGACCCACCCGGACGGGCUGGGCAUCAGCGUGAGGGGGGGUCUGGAGUUCGGCUGCGGCCUCUUCAUCUCUCAGAUCGUGAAGGACGGACAGGCGGCCAACGUGGGCCUGCAGGUCGGAGACGAGAUCAUGCGGAUCAACGGUUACUCUAUUUCGUCCUGUAUCCACGAGGAAGUGAUCAGCCUCAUCCGCACCAAGAAGACCGUGUCCGUGAAAGUCAGGCAUGUUGGAAUGAUUCCAGCCAAGAGCUCCUCAGAAGAUCCCCUCAAGUGGCAGUUUGUGGACCAGUUUGUAUCUGAGUCUGGGGAGAAGAAGACCAGUGUGGCUGGACUGGCCUCCAUCGGAGGGAGGGAGAUCACGGAGAAGAAGGUGUUUCUCAGCCUGGUGGGAACCAAAGGCAUGGGAAUCAGCAUCUCGAGCGGCCCGACUCAGAAACCUGGGAUCUACAUCAGCAACGUGAAGCCUGGCUCUCUAUCUGCUGAGGUGGGGCUGGAGAUGGGCGAUCAAAUCGUUGAGGUGAACGGGGUGGAUUUCACUGCCAUGGAUCAUAAGGAGGCUGUGAGGGUCCUGAAGAGCACCAAGAGUCUGACCAUCACUGUGCUGACAGGAGCUGGCAGGGAGCUGUUCAUGACGGCCGAGGAGCGUCUGGCCCUGGAGGCUCGGCGGGAGCUGGACCGCCAGGAGCUGAUGAACCAGAAGAGGGUGGCGCUGGAGACCAACAAGAUCGUCAAAGAGCAGCAGGAGAAGGAGAGACAGAGGAAGGUGGAGAUUUCUCAGAGGACUGCCGAGGAGGACGAGCGCUACCGGAGGGAGAUGGAGAAGAUCGAGGCGGCAGAGCGGAAACACAACCGAGAGUGGGAGGAGGACUGGGGGGGCAGAGACUCGCCCAAGAGCCCCUCCCCCAUCCCACCCCCCGUCAGAGCAGAGAGUCCCCCCCCUUCGCCGCCUAAGUCCAAGAGCUCAGACAGCGCAGGGCCUGCCUGGCAGUCAGCGAUGGUGGAGGAGGAAGAGGAGGAGGAGGAGGAAGAGGAAGGGGAAGGUUUCCAGAAAUACGUGGAAGACUUUGAUCCCUACUCCAUGUUCACAUCAGAGCAGAUUGCAGGGAGGGAUGUUCGGCAGCUGAGGAUAAAAAAGGUUGGACAGCUUGACCUUGCGGUGGAGGGGGGCAUAGACUCCCCCCUGGGAAAGCUGGUGGUAUCGGCCAUUUAUGAAGGGGGCUCUGCGGACAAGCAUGGUGGGAUAGUGCAGGGGGAUGAGGUGAUGGCGGUUAAUGGGAAGAUCCUGACAGACGCCACGCUCACAGAGGGACAGAGCUCUCUGGCCCGAGCCUGGAACAGCGGCGGGGACUGGAUUGACCUGGUGAUUGCAGCGUCCCCUCCAAAGGAGUAUGAGGAUGAGGUCCCCAAGUCCCCCGCAGUCAGUCCCACUCAACAGAGACGGGUGUUUGAAGGCAGUGCCUCUGUGUACAGACAAGGCUACCUGCUCCAGAUGUAGCUGCCUGAGGGACAUUUUUCUGAGACGGUCACCUGCCCCCCUGCCAUACAGACGCUUUUCAACGAGGAGCACUGUUUUCUCUCAUCUAAUUCAUGUUGCUUUUACAGAAAUAAAAAACAAAAAAUGUAUUGCUCAAAAUGGGUCCAGAUAAGGUCAGUAUGUACAGGAUGGAGCCACCUAUAGAGACCUCUGUUAGACGUGUUUGGAGAUUUCCUCCAAGAUGACGGCCAGCCUGAUGCUGUGGUCUGAAGACCAGCUUAAUGUGUAAAAUCAUUAGUCUUUGUGCUGACAGGGCUACCUGCUUCACCUGCAACUGACCUAUGACCUUUGACCUCUAACCCGAUGCUGGUGACAUGAGACCAUGCAAAAGGAACCUGUACAUAGUUAUGCAUCACAUGCAUGUGAAUAACACAGCUGCCAAAAUCCUGCAGAAUAUCUGGAUUUUUAUCUGUAUGCAUUGCUAUUUGUCCUUAUGUUAGAACAGCAUGUAUUGGAUAAGGGUUACUGUAGUGCCUGGAGUACUGUGUGUGUAGCAUGGUGAUGUGGUUAACCCUUCCAGCUGUGAGGUCACAAAUCAUGUGAUUUGAAUGUUCUUAACUGAACAUUCUAAUGUUGAUAUAACAAUCAAUGGUGAUGAUUGAACUCUGAUUCCGAAUUUUUCAAAAAAGAUUCCAGAAACACUACUACUCUUCAAAGGGCUAAAAGGGUUGACCAUGCCCCUGUCCAUGGCAGUAAGCAGGUCCUGUGUAAUCUGUCACAGGUGGAGGAGGGGAGUGGGACUAUGGCCAGAUGACUAUUCUGUCUAAAGGUCUGCCUGGCUGGGCCACCUGGGCUCAGCUCUUCUCUUUUGCCAAAAUAAAACAGCACAAAAAUAACCAGUCAUCGCAUUUCUUCACUUUACCAGUGUGUGGCAUGUUGGUAAUGUUUAAAAAUUUUUUUUUAACAAAACGUCAAUAAGUACACAAACAUUUCAUUGCCAUUUUUUUUAUAAUGAGGGGUUCAUUUUUGAGAGAUUUGAGAUGCAUUGCAAGGUUAUAACCCUUACCUUUAAAAUAUUAGUAAUUAGUAAUAUUAGUGAUCACCAAAGCACUACAUCAAUGUUAGGCUAAACUGGUCAGACGCAUGAUUUUUCUGUGAUGUGGAAAUAUGUGAGAAGUCUUGUGCCCCUGGUUCAGAAAUCUUCCAGUGGUGUUGCUGUCGUGCUGUUAUGUCUGAUUGUUAAUGGAUGCUUGUUGUCUGCACCCGUGUAUUAUAUUACUGAUUUUCAAGUGAUAAAUGGAGGAAUUCGUGCUCUCUCAAAAUCAAUAAAGAUGUACAACGACUGAAAA